UGUUUUUAUGAAAGUAGUAAAAAGUUGUUCAUGCAAUGCUCAUGGUCAGUUAUGACUCCUUACUGUAUGAUAUAGUGGGAUUUGUAACAGUGGCGUAGGAAGCACGAUAGUUAGGGGGGGGCACAAGGCAGAACUUGAAUACAUAGAUAUGAGCCGUAAUUCUUUGGCGCUUACUAUUGUCUUUGAUGCACAAAAUCCAUAUAUUGAUAUAUAUAGAAAUAGAUCACGUGGAACAUCAGCGAUAAAUCACGACAUAUGAAAACCAGGCUUUAUUUCUUCAUUAUACUACAUUAGUUCCGCGAGUGCCCUGCAGCAAAGAAUGUAUACGCUACGUACACUUUGUUUCAUAGUCGGAAGAAAAUGUGCGCUGUUCAGUUAUUAUUUAAUAGCGAUAUUGCAAUCAUCGACUGCCGGAGUUCCCGGUGACAUUUGAGAACCAGAUUUUAGCGAGUAAACAAUGAAAUGUGGCAACUGGCAACAGCACUGAGCAGGUCAUUGCAUGCAACUAAUUUUUAUAUAGCGUUAAUACUCUUCACAAGAAAAUUGAUUAAUAUUUUUUGUUUUAUAAGACCAUGGGGGCAAACAACAGUCGAUUACCAGGUCAUGUAUAUUCAUAUAUCAGGACUGUUCGUGGAGUGCUAACUCCAGGUCAUAUAUAUUCAUAUAACAGGACUCUUAAAAAGCCAACUCCAGGUCAUGUAUACUCAUAUAACACGACUGGUUAUAAAAAGUCAAAUGUACUGACAGUAGCCUCCAAUAUUGACAAUCAGGAAAUACGUCGAUUGUGGUCUUAUAAUAGUGGGUCUGGGACUGGAAAAUACGUGUUUAUUACAGACAACGGACCUGGUAAAGUUUUAUGUUAUGACUAUUCUAAGUCGUAUUUCGUCAAGGCCACUGGUGACGCUGAAGGGACAACUUUAGCUCUAACUGACAUCACGUUCCUCGAAAUACAACGAAGGCCGGAUCCACAACUGUUUCAACUGCAGUUCAAUAAAAAUAACCAGGAUUACUACCUCACUGCUUCAGAACGUGAUGUGGUCGCAGUUGAUGGGGCUAAUGAUGCAACAUCAUUUGAAGUUAAGCAAUUGUUCCAACCAAACAGUGCUUUUUGUGUACUUCAAUCCAAUAAAAAACAAGGAACAGAUGACUUGUACUUGAGCAGUGAUGGAGCUGGAAAUAUGAAAUUGAAGGUUUGGAACAAACCUAUUCCGCCCCCUCCAGACACAACCGCAGAGGUUGACCCUGCCUUGCUAUUUCGGGUUGUUAGGCCAUAUGGAAUGACCUAAAUCUGUUAGUUGCAAACAGUAGUGAAGACAAUUACAGUGCGAGAGGCUUGUGUCCGAGACAUAUUGCUUUGAUACCCAUUGUUAAAAUAAUCUACCAUAUAGUCCCUCUCCCUCAUCUAAGUCUUGAGGAGUUGGAUAUUUUACAGUAAGAUAAAGAAAUUAAAGAAAUACAUAUACAGAAAAAAAUA
Dendronephthya gigantea is the source of this 1474-nucleotide messenger RNA. RefSeq lists its product as uncharacterized. The coding region runs from base 573 to 1286 and encodes 237 amino acids. The transcript has 8 exons. Lineage: Eukaryota; Metazoa; Cnidaria; Anthozoa; Malacalcyonacea; Nephtheidae. The record is from RefSeq and is a predicted model, not a curated record.